Molecule: messenger RNA, 495 nt
Organism: Lottia gigantea (owl limpet)
Lineage: Eukaryota; Metazoa; Mollusca; Gastropoda; Lottiidae
Exons: 5
Coding region: 1-495 (164 amino acids)
Cellular component (GO): cytoplasmic vesicle membrane
Source: RefSeq, a predicted model, not a curated record
AUGGAAGCGAAAACAAUUGGAACCGUUUUAGUCUCGUCAAUCCUUAUAAAACAGGUGUCAUGUUAUUACUGUGAGGGGGAUAAAUGCAGUGAUGAUGAAUAUUGCUGUGGCUAUAAUACGUGUUGUUCAUCAUAUAAAGUUUGGGAGCUUUGGUAUUUUUGGUUUGGUUUAUGUUUUUUUCUAAUUCUGUUAUCAAUGUGUUCGUGUUUAUGGAGAUAUCGGCCCAGUAAAGGUGUAGUUAUUAUCAGUACAAGCGGGGGAUAUAACUACAGUCCACUACAUGAUGAUCCAAUUUCUAUACAUACAUCCUCUGAAGACACAAAUCAGGUUCACACGAGAAGCGGCCCAGGAAUUUCUCACUCUGCCUAUUCACCAUCUGACAGUGGACCACCAGCCUACACCAGUACUUCAAAUAACUUUCAUAAAAAUAAACUCUCGUCCCCUCCCCCUGCCUACUCAGACGUGUUUCAAAAAGAAUAUUACCAUGCCAACUAA